Messenger RNA from Seminavis robusta, 2820 nucleotides. The record is from the annotation of a GenBank genome assembly. Lineage: Eukaryota; Bacillariophyta; Bacillariophyceae; Naviculales; Naviculaceae.
CAUUGUGUUGCUUUUGGAGUAAGCGUGCGACGUUUUGCAUUCCUACGUCACCUCGUAGCUAACUGGUCUGGCAAACUAGGAUUCUUGGCGGUAGCAUCUCACUCAUCAGCUUCCUUGGCCAUGGUGGUUCACUUUUGUUGGGUUUCCAGUAGUAGCACCUUGUAGAGCUCCCUUAUCUAUUGUCUUCUUCUUGCUUUGUUGGUGAGGAAGAAUCCAUCUCCUCCAUCAGUCAGAAGUCAAGGUGAUAACAGGAGUCAAUCCACAAGAGAACUCGGAUACCCCUAUCUAGCUACCGGUAGCUAGUUGAAAAGCAUUCGACAAUCUUCGAAGAGUCGAGUCACUUCACUUAUCUUUCAUAAAAGUGCCUCUAUUCAAAGCUCGACUGACAGUGCAACAUGGCAUCUACGAAUCCCUCUGAUCAGCCAUUGGCCUCUGAAGAAAAGCAAGCAGAUUUGUUGGACAUGAACGAGGGCGAGACCACUACUGCUACCCCUGAUGAAGUGGAUCCUGAUCUGCUGGAUCCCGAGACGGCUCGCACGGAUACCGCCGCCGACGAAGUGGAUCCGGAUCUAUUGGACCCGGAACUUGCCAAGGACGAUGUGAAUGCAGCAGAUCCCGACCUUUUGGAUCCGAAUGAUGCCGAUGAGGCGGAUCCGGAUCUCUUGGAUCCCAACAACAGUACUACGGCUCCUGAUCUCCUGGAUCCAGAGGCUGCUCGAACGGACCCACAAGAAGGUGUUCCCGUGGCGCCUGGCGAAGGAGAUUUCGUCGAUGAUCCCGACGAUGACGACGAAGAAGCAGCCAAGGCACAGGCACGUGGCAUGGCCACUCCUCCCACGGACGAUGAGGAUGAUAUCGAAGACUUUAGUACUCCCUUUGAAGACGAGGGAGGGUUCGAUGACAAACCCGACGAUGACAGUGUGGAGCUCUUUGACGAUGAACUCGUGGGCGAUGACGACGAUGAAGCCGCCCCACUAGCCGAUAACAAGGACGGCAAGAAGAAAAAGAAACGACGCAUCUUUACCAAGUUCAAGAAAAAGCCCAAGGAAGAGAAGGAACCCUCCAAGGCAGAAAAGCGUCGUCGCCGACGAGCCAUUUGUUUGCUCAUCUGCUGCUGUUGCCUCAUCUUGUUGCUCAUCCUUCUAUUGAUCUUUUUGGUCUUCAAGAAGGAUACCACGGACGAUACGGUCGAUGAUGAUGGAUACGUCGACGAUGGAUUCGUCGAUGACUUUUUCGGAUUUGGCGACGGAUUGGUCCCUGACAAUGUUCAGACCACACCAUUUGAUCCCUACGUCAAGGGAGACUGUGAUUUCUCCGACAACUUUCAACCCCAUGCCAUUUCCCAGUGCGAAUGCUAUGGCAAGAUUACGGUGGUGGCCGAUGACAUUCGCGAGCUCUACACCCUCCUCAAGACCCGGCUCAUGCCCGAACUCUACUCCACUUCCGAGGACGGCGAGGGCUGGACCGAACCCAUUACCAGCUGCGAUCCCCGUAACCAGGCCCUCUUGUGGUUAUCCAGUGGAGAUACCCGUCGGUCGGGUGAUCUGGUUCAAAGGUUCUUGACGUCCACUGCGUUCAUUUCCAUGAACGGAACCAAGUGGGAUUAUAAGAAUCUAUGGUUGUCGGAUCAAAACGAGUGUCUCUGGCUUGGAUUGCAAUGUAACAAACGGUUCCAGAUCCAUUCUCUGGCUUUGGAUACCAUCAAUAUUUUCGGAACAGUUCCCUCCGAAAUCCGUCUCUUCCGUGGCCUCACGACCUUGUCCAUUACUCGUUCCCACAUCACCGGGCAAAUUCCAACCUAUAUCUUUAGCAUCCCGAACUUGAGAGAUUUGCGAUUCUAUGCCAACCAAAUGACGGGGAGUAUCCCCUCCGAAGUCGGUCUUGCCACGGCCUUGGAAGUCCUCAAGCUGGAGAACAAUUGGAUGUAUGGAACACUCGUGUCAGAGUUAGGUUUGCUUACCAACCUUCGAUCAUUAUCCCUUGGUUUCAAUCAGUUCAUUCGACACUUGCCGACUGAACUGGGAAUGUGGACCAAGCUUACUUCACUCGUCCUGGAGGACAAUCGCAUUUCGGGAACAUUCCCAACUCAGAUGGGACAGUGGACGGCCCUCGAAAAGUUGCUCAUGACAGAAAAUCUCAUGACGGGAGGUCUGCCAACGGAGAUUGGUUUCAUGACGAGCAUGAGGGACGUUCGUUUGGCGGAUAUCGGAAUGCACGGACCCAUUCCAUCGGAAAUCGGCCUGUUGACGGACCUGAAUCGUUUGGAUCUCGGAGAGCAGCACUUUUCAGGAACCAUCCCCACCGAGACGGGACAGCUCUCCAAUAUGUACUUUUUGGCGCUUUUGAAGAACGACCUGACAGGGCCAAUCCCCACGGAGUUUGGCAAGCUCACCAACAUGACUCGUCUGGACAUGCAGGAGUUGCACUUGGAAGGAACUCUGCCCUCGGAAAUCGGUGAAAUGAGUCUGCUCAAGGAUUUUGCCCUCGACGAAAACGAUAUUAUCAGUACUAUACCUCCUGAAGUGUGUGAGCUGAGAGAAAAGAAAUUGGCAAAGUUGAUUGUUGACUGUCCAACCAAGAAUGGGCGAGGUGUUGGUAACUGGACUGACCAUACCGAAAAUGGCCUUGACGAUUUGCUUGCAGUGGAAGGCAACUGUUUUACCAUCUGUAGAAAAGGCGCCUAGCAGGCAUCUUCAACUCCCUUUUCGGGGAACCAAAUUUCUAAUAAAAAGGGAAAGCAACUUAGAGAAAACUCUACAAAGAAGUAAAGUGCCGAGGCAUUGAUAGUUAACCAUACAUAUUUUUAUUGACAAGCACGAG